CAAUGAGCUACAGUCAGCUGCUGAGCCAGACCUCCGGGGUCCCUCAGCAGAAACCCCUCAUCAGGAAUCGCUGGUGAUCCCUCGAUCUAUCCCUCCUUCGUUGCCCUCACUUCUCCUCCCCCCACCCGCUCUCUCUCUCUCCGCGUCCCUGUGAGGACGUACGCGCAACGGAGCGGACCCACUUCAUCUCCUGAAGCUGAAGGCAGGCAGCAUCUCUGCGGACUCGGUCGGUGUGUUGCUCCCUGCCUCCCUGAGAGCUCCGUCCUCUCUGUCUCUCUAGGUCUCACUCAUAUCGAAAGCGCGUGCCAGGUGUCAUGACGCACCAAAAAAACUGGCGCGUGUCCUAAACUUCUCCCCGCUAGUGUGCCGCGUGCGGACUUGAAGUCGUCCCUCCCUCCGUCCCUCGCGUGCGUGGAUCAAUCGUGUGCGUCAGCCCCGGGCCCGUUUGUCAUGUCCGUCCCGCUGUCACCGCUGAUGAUGUAAUUGUUUCUCUCCCAGAUGGUUCUGCGCUCCGCUUCUCCUCCUGUGUCGCUGCUCUCAGACUGAAAAGAGUCGCUGCAGAAUGUGCCUCUGAAACUUGGACCGCCGACAGAAAACCACCACAUGAAGACAUUUUAAACUUCAACUCCUACUAAACUUGAUCAACUUUCCUUAACAGGAGCGAGCAUUUGAUGCGUUGUGUUCUUGAGGAGAGCGAUGGGGAGAAAUCAUCUGCAUUUGUGGUCAUUUCCUACGAUCUAGUGGAUGUAUGGAGGAGAGCAGUCCGAGGAUGACCGGCGGAACCCGGGAGGCUCCGGUGAACAUCUCCCCGGCGGUGGCUGCCCACGCAGAGGGCGAGGAGAUCGAGGUUUUGGAGAGUACCGACAUCCUUCCCGUUGCUCCAGAAGAAGUCCAAUGGAAGUCUCUGUUUGACAAGUACGACCCAGAGAAUUCAGGCUUCAUCAGUACAGAGCAGUUCAGGGACCUGCUGACGACCCACGGCUCUGAACUUGACCCCCACAAACUGGAAGUGCUGCUGGCUCUCGCUGAUGGCAACGCUGAUGGAAAAAUCUGCUACCAGGACUUUGUCAACUUGAUGAGCAACAAGCGCUCCAACAGUUUCCGGAGGGCCAUUCUACAGGGGAGCAGGCAGCUAAAAGGAUGCAGCCUCAGAGAUGAAGUGGGCUUGGGGCUGUCCCAGCGACUGGUUCGCCAUGUUGCCUAUGAAACGCUGCCCCGCGAGGUCGACCGCAAGUGGUACUUUGACAGCUACACAUACUGUCCCCCUCCCUGGUUCAUCCUGGCUAUCACCAUCGCAGAGGUCGUGGUGUUCAUGUAUUAUGGAAUCCAGCUGGAUCGCCUGGUCCUGCAGGUGUCCAGCCCAUCCUUCCUAAAAAGCCCCCUACCCUACCACCCCCAGCUUCGAGCCCAGUCCUGGAGGUACUUCAGCUACGUUUUCAUGCAUACUGGGAUUGAGCAUCUGAGCCUGAACAUGGCCAUGCAGCUGCUGGUGGGAGUGCCCCUUGAAAUGGUCCACGGUGCCCUGAGGAUCGGACUGAUCUACGUGUGUGGUGUGCUGGCAGGGUCUCUGGCGGUGUCGGUCACUGACAUGACGGCUCCGGUGGUCGGAUCAUCUGGAGGAGUGUACGCCCUUGUCUCAGCACAUCUGGCCAAUGUAGUAAUGAACUGGUCGGGAAUGAAGUGUCAGUUUAAGUUAUUCCGAAUGGCCAUGGCUCUGGUCUGCAUGAGUGUAGAGUUUGGUCGGGCUGUAUGGCUGCGGUUCUACCCUCCAGCCUUCCCCCCAUGCCCCAACCCCAGCUUUGUAGCUCACCUGGGGGGGGUACUGGUGGGCCUCACCCUAGGCGUGGUGGUCCUGCAGAACUACGAGCAGCGGCUUCAGGAGCAGUCCCUGUUUUGGAUAUUUUUCUUCGUCUACACGUUGUUUGUGCUCUGUGCUGUGUUCUGGAACGUUUUCGCCUAUAGCCUGCUGGAUGUGCGAAUACCCCUGGCACCAUGAGCUGUCCACAGUGGGCCAGCUGGCUGGAUGUGUCACCUCAGCAUUCACUUUCUGAGCCUCAUCUGCUGGUGAUCUAAGAUAUCCCACAGCCGUCUACUAGUUUUACUAACCCUAGCCUUACCAUUUAAGCUAUCUGCUCUUUGUCUGUGUCUGCUUGUUGUUAGAUAAUGCGGCAUCAGCAAAGAAGAAGCCUCGGAUUGAACACAACAGCAUUGCUUUACCUCUUCUGCGUAUUUCUCCUCAAUUCAACGGUGCCUUCUCACGAAGGCAUCACCUGCUGAAAGUAUUUCUGCACAUAUGCCUCUUGAUUUGAAGUGAAGGCAACGACACCCUACAGCGUUACAAAGUUUUUGGAUCAUAACAGUUUCUUAAAAUCCUCUUUAAGUAAAAUAAUGUGUUUACUCUUACAGAAGGUUGCUGUUUUGCUUUCCAUGCAAACGGGUCAGAUGAAGGAGAGAAUCAGGUGCAACACGUAGCACAACAGUUAGCCUUUCAGAGAAAACAUAUUCUAAAAGUCACCUUUAGAAGUUGUAGAGUGCUGGUCGCUGUUUAAUAUUGUUUUCAGGAAUCAAAAUACAGGCAUGGGCCGGUUGCAGGUAUCAAGAAAUAAUAAGCAUAUUAAACCACCAAAAUCUUCCAACAUGUCAUGCCUACUUUUUAAAGUCCAUUAAAUCAGUGCCCCAAUAUGUUAUAUUUUAGUAUAUUUUAGUCUAAAUAAUCAUUAAUUUUCUGCUUCAGAAAACGCAAUCAGAUCCUGUUAUACAUUUUUUGUUUUAAGAUUUUGUGUAAAUACCAUGACAUCGUGGUAUUUUUACUCCAAAUCAUCAUACCGGGAGAAUCAUGUACCGGCUCAUGCCUAUCUAUGAAAAUUAUAACAUGUUUAGUGCUUUAAAAUCUUCUGUCCUGUCUCUUUUUUUGUGUGGAGGGAGUGUUUGUACUGAUAAAAAAAGAAACAGAAGUGCCAUUCAGACUUGAAACCUUUUGAUGCCAAAACAUUGCUGCAAGCACUGGCGAGAAGUGUGGCCCUAACGAGUGUUGCUAGGUUUUGUCAUUAAGGUGUCUGUCAAACGGAAGAGAAAGCUUUCAAAUAAGAAUUUCCCACUGACACAAAUAAAUGCUGUGAAAUUCUUAGCCAUCCUAACAAUGCUCUCCAUUUGCAGUGAUUGUUACAAAAGUAUAAAAAACCGUAAAUGAUGAGAACUUUAUUCAUUCAUGGUUGGGUCUCAGUGAAUAAUUUUCUUGCUCUCAACAUACAUCCUUGACCUCAAAUCCUUCUGGUCUGGGUUGUUUCAUUUUCAGUUCAAAAGCCAACUAGGCAAAGAAUAAAUCAAUAUUCGUCUAUUAGUUCCUGCCUAAACUUAACUUGUUAACUGAUUGGAGCUGAAAUAGGAAGCAAGCCCUGCCCAAAGCUUCUCUAACUGUACUGUAUUUUAAGGCUCAUGUUACACGCUUUACUGACUAUUAAUCUAAUGAAGCCCAGAUUAUUGUUUUCACAUGUUGGAUUUUUUAUGCGGUGAAACUGGUAUGUUGUGUAAUUGUUUGGACAUCAAAUAUGUUCAAUAUAUUCUGUAUGUAUCCUAUUUAAUUAAAGAUUAAUGAUGGCCUAGGAUUGUACAUAAUAAGGGCUAUUACACCAAACUGAGUGAGGGGUAAAUCGCAGAUAGUAUUUUAAUGUUGUGAAUAUUUUGUAGAUUUGAUAUGUGCAUAAAAGGGGUCCAAUAAAAAGUUUUAUACAAAUCUUAA
This is a messenger RNA of Girardinichthys multiradiatus, 3739 nucleotides long. It is a transcript of the gene rhbdl3, whose product is annotated as rhomboid, veinlet-like 3 (Drosophila). Bases 749 to 1996 code for a protein of 415 amino acids. NCBI's taxonomy places the organism in Eukaryota, Metazoa, Chordata, Actinopteri, Cyprinodontiformes, Goodeidae. Gene Ontology annotation, molecular function: calcium ion binding; serine-type endopeptidase activity. Gene Ontology annotation, cellular component: membrane. The record is from RefSeq and is a predicted model, not a curated record. The transcript is spliced from 9 exons.